Mytilus trossulus (common blue mussel) is the source of this 1771-nucleotide messenger RNA. RefSeq lists its product as uncharacterized. The transcript is spliced from 12 exons. Lineage: Eukaryota; Metazoa; Mollusca; Bivalvia; Mytilida; Mytilidae. The record is from RefSeq and is a predicted model, not a curated record. The coding region runs from base 63 to 1685 and encodes 540 amino acids. Gene Ontology annotation, molecular function: protein binding.
UCACCAAAUCAACCGUCUACGCUACGAUUAUUGUUAAGAUAAAUGGACUCGUACAUACAGUGAUGGCAAUGCAAAAAGCAGAGGCCUUGCCGUUCCUUACAGUAGAAGAGGCUAUAAGAAGAAGUAAACAAACAUUAAGGUUCCAAGAAGAAUUGAGUUUGAGUAUAUGGGAAAGAGCGAGAAUAGAAUGGGUGUACAUCAGAAAUCUUAAAGAAUGGAUGGUUUCUACAGGAAGCAAGUUAACCCCUAUUUUAGAAAAGGCAAAAGAUUUUACUGAUGAAAUGGUAUUGGCAAACUUAGUAAAAGAAGCAUUAUGUACAACAGAGGUCCAUCAAAAUGUCCAUAAUGCAAUGAUGUGUUCUGGUGGACCAUACUCAACUUUACAAAGAGGAAUUGGACUAAACAAGAUAACUAAAAGCUCAGAAGAAAGGCUUCUGUCUGAUAUAGAAAAAGAGUUUUAUAUGUUUAAUCGAAAGAGAGUACAGUACGAAUCUGAUAUUCAGAAAAAGAAAGUGAGCACUGAGAAAAUGAAGUCAACUAUAAUUGAGCUUGAAGAACAGUUAUCCAAACGAAGCCGUAUUGCGCAUGUACGUCGGUCUACACGCUCCAAUAGGAAGGUGGACAAUCUCUCUAACAGACUAUCAAUGCUCAGAAAACAAAUUGAAAGUGAAAAAUCUAUGGUGGAGAAAAAACAAGAAGCGUUGAGCGAAUUUAUGUCCAGCAUAAACAAGGAUAUGAAAAAAUUAUAUAUAGAACUCACAGAACUCCAGACAAAAAGGAUGCAGUUGAUUUAUUCUCAAUUAAAAAAGUUUGGUUGUGCGUUUAAAGAGUUUAAUCAUGGUUACAAAAAGAGGAAGACCGAGAUCGGUGAAAUGAUAGGUUCUUUUGAGUCCAUCUGCAUAGAAGACAUAAUAGAACGUGUAAAACAAGAUAUAGAGGCUAGAGCAAACACAAGAAAGAAAGGUCACAUAUUUGAGUUACAGGAAAUGUUUAAUACUCCCAUGAAAAACAACAUCGAACCAAGAAAAGACGCCACUCUCAGCGCAUGUGCACUUCCAAGGCAAGAACAAAUCAACAACACACAAGCAGUUCAGUCGAUGAUGGGGAGAACGCAGACGAUUCUAGAGGGCAGUGGAAGCGAUAAUUUGUUGGUGGGAACUUUCUGUGCCUCUUCUUCAGAAUCGAUUAAAAUCAAAGGAAUGAAUCCGGUCAGAUGCCAACGUUCCGAAAACUCCGAUUCGUCGCUCGAAUCAAAGAUAGAGACAAUUGUUAUUCCGAAUGAACCUGAUAGUGACUGUAAGAUGCCACCUCCAUUUCCGACAAAAGAGUUCUGUGUAAGCUCUGGUGAUGAGGCAAGCGCUUGUAUGGAGGAACAACAUGAACCCGAUGAUGUUAGCUGGAAGUGGUCUAAUACAAAUCAGCCGUUACACACCAAUCAUACCGACGAUAUCAGCAUGAUCAGAAAUGUCAAGGUCAUUGCUCUUCAUGACUUUGUCGCUGGGAAAAGUGAUCAAAUUUCUUUUAAAAAAGGUCAAAUCAUAAAACAAAAAGUUGGAGAAAACGAAGAUGGAUUUGCAUAUGGCUGGGUGCGUGAGAAUAGAUUGGCGCCGAAACAGUAUGGAUGGUAUCCGGCUGGAAUUGUACAAAGAUAUGUUCCAUCAUCAGAUUCUGCCAGAAAAGAGUGAACAUAUUUGGAUACUUCUCUCACGUUAUCGGUCCUCGGUUGCCUCAAAUUCAUUGUUAAUUAUGAAAAAUAAAAUAUGCAGUUCUA